AUGUUCCCCACCGACGUUUACCGCGACGAUCUCACCUCCGACACGUCUGUUUUGGUGGUGCACACGGGGAGGGAGAAAUGGUUCGAGAGCAGAAAGUACCAGCACGCGGUGCGCACACGGCCGGAGAUCCGGCUGGUAUCGUACGAGACCGUGCUGGAGGCGUACCAGGUGUGGCUCAAGGGCGAGGAAAUCGGGUCUCGCCCAGAUAAAUUGGGACUGUUGCCUGUUUUUGAUAAUAUUAGCGUGUCUGUGAGUCGAUUGAGUGAGGAAUUGGGCACGAAAGUGAAACUAAUGGUGGAAUCCAACGGAGGAACCGUGAUGGAGUCGAUAAGCACCGUGUCAGACGUCCUGGUGACCGCCACGCCGGACGGUCUGCGAUACACCAAGGCUCGCGAAUGGGGCGUCCCCGUGGUGUCUCCCGACUGGGUUUACGACUGUGUGGACCGCGGAGCGUUGCUUUCGGUCACAGAGUACUAUCUGAUGGGCGAGAACAGCAAGGGCCGCCGCGAAUUGGCGUGCGAUUGGGAAAAAGUCGAGGAGGUAAAAAAGCUGGAAGCUCAGAAAGCACAGACAGAAAAGGCCAAGCGCGGAGCCGAUGUGCCGGAAAAGGAGAAAGAUCUCAAGGUGCGCAAGAUUGAUAAGGAAAACAAGGUUUGGAAGUCCAUCAUGAGCAAUAUAAGGGUGUCUAACUUGCACAGAAGCCAGGACGAUAAUUGGACGCUGGACCAGGAGGAGGAGGAAGAAGAGGCGUUUUCGCAAGUUUCGUUGCUUGUAGGAAGCCAAGAGGGGACAGAAAGCACGCUGUUUGAAGGGGUUCUGUUUCGGAUUGGGGACGGGUUUUCCAGUGUUCAGAAAAGUAUCCUCGAAAAAGUAAUCAAGAGUCACCGGGGAAUUAUCGAUGAAAAUGCCAAUUACACGAUAGUGAACUCGAGUUUGGACGCUAAACCUGCCAUUGACGGCGAAUUGGUCACAGAGAUGGGCAUUGAGCGUUGCAUUUUCUACAAAACCGUGGACUUUAGUUCGCCGUGGUCGAAGCCGUUUUGUGCGUCGCUGGCCAAGAAAGACCGUUUUUUCAAAGAUAUACCCACACCUGUCAUUUGCAUUACCGGGUUCAAAGGUGUUGAGCUGUCACAUUUGGAGAAACUGCUUGCCAAACUGCCUGGUUGCAAACUAAGCGCAGUGUUUUCCAAGAACACCUCGCUCCUGAUCUACAACGACGAGCUGCCGAAGCCGGAGCUGUUGGCCAACAAGAAGCUUGCGCUCGCGGCAAAAUGGCGCCUCAGAUGCAUCCCAAUGAGCUCGUUCUGGCACACGUUCGCAUAG
This is a messenger RNA of Ogataea philodendri, 1323 nucleotides long. RefSeq lists its product as uncharacterized. Lineage: Eukaryota; Fungi; Ascomycota; Pichiomycetes; Pichiales; Pichiaceae. The coding region runs from base 1 to 1323 and encodes 440 amino acids. The transcript has a single exon. The record is from RefSeq and is a predicted model, not a curated record. Gene Ontology annotation, biological process: DNA replication initiation; mitotic G2 DNA damage checkpoint signaling; mitotic DNA replication checkpoint signaling.